UGUUAGUUGCACUGGACGGGCCAAGGCGUCUUUCGCCGCCAUUGGAAAAGGUCUCAAGGCCACCGCUCCGCCAAUGCCUUCAACACCAUAUCUUCACGCCGCCGGAAAGAGCGAAGACGAAAGCGAAAAUCGUCACAGCGAAGCUCGCGCAGAUCUGUGGGCAAAGGAGACGACGCACUCGGGUUGAUUUCUGCGCUUGCCACAAUCUCGAGUUUGAGUGCAUCAAUCAUGCUUCUGGUUUUGAUAUCAUUUUAGCUUUGACGUAUUGGAUGUGUUGUCAUCGAAGUUAAAGCUUUUGUCGGCGUGAAUGAAUGCUGUUUUGCUGAAUUUCUUGAACAUGUCUCAGGUGGUUGAUGUUUUGACGUUGUUGUGGGAGAUAUUUAGGGUUUAGGUUUUAGGGAAGUCGGAGACGUUCAAAAAUUCGAUGGUGUUCAUGGGAGGGAAGGCAGAAGGGGAACUUGACGGUACUCUGAUUCAUGGCUGCCGGCGAUCCUUCUCUUGCUGGCAAUGGCUUCCUCCGCUUGGUUAAAAUUACAGCCUUCAUCACGUCAAUUUUGGUGCUUCACCAUGAGCUAUAAGGUGGAGCCACCAUCUGCUCAGGUCACCGGUUUCUCUGUGAUCAACUUGUCCCUGACUCAGCCACCCAACUCAGUCAUGACACGUUCCUGGUGUUGCCAGAUUCUUCCACUGCCCAACCUUUCCUCGUCCCUGAUGAUGGCUUAUCCGUUUCCAAGGUUUCAUUUGGUGUGGUUGACUGGUUGGUCUAAGUGUUGGACUCUCUCUUCUUCUGUGGUUUUGAGGGCUGUUUGUUUUUGCAGUAUGCAAAACUCAAGCCUGUCCAUGCCUGACAUAUUCAGAUGCUCAAAGCUCGAGGGAAAAAUGUGCAACUCCAGUGCUUUAACUGAUGAAGAGUGAUGUUUCUAGAUAUCGCUAUCAAAAUGAGCAGCAUUUGGAUGACGCAUUGAAACGGAUAUUCCAGUAUGGCCAAAAUACUUGAACCCAGGUCAGGUUUUGACAAUAUGUUCAGUAACUGUUAAAAUGAAACCCCACUUCCAAACCUCAAGGCUGCACCCUAUAGCUUAAGUUUCCAAUGAAUUGGUUCUGAACAGGGGCAAAAGAGAGGAGGACUACCAAGGAGAAGUGCUCCUGUUCUACAAUUGAUUGUGAAGAAUCAAAUUCCCCCUUCCCUCUACACACUCCCAUUUCAUUUUCAUUCUCGUCCAAAGAGCAUACAAGAAACUCUUGAGUUGGUGUCUUCCAUGAUCUUUCAAGUCCAAGCCCUUUCGGAUUUCUUAG
Cajanus cajan (pigeon pea) is the source of this 1296-nucleotide messenger RNA. Lineage: Eukaryota; Viridiplantae; Streptophyta; Magnoliopsida; Fabales; Fabaceae. The record is from RefSeq and is a predicted model, not a curated record.